Sardina pilchardus (European sardine) is the source of this 1167-nucleotide messenger RNA. Its product is annotated as protocadherin gamma-B1-like. Gene Ontology annotation, biological process: homophilic cell-cell adhesion. Lineage: Eukaryota; Metazoa; Chordata; Actinopteri; Clupeiformes; Clupeidae. Gene Ontology annotation, molecular function: calcium ion binding. Gene Ontology annotation, cellular component: plasma membrane. The record is from RefSeq and is a predicted model, not a curated record. The coding region runs from base 1 to 1167 and encodes 388 amino acids. The transcript has 3 exons.
AUGUUUGGAAAGGAUUCAGUGCCGUUUACGCGUGUCGGGACCUCAGGAUGGUCGGUGCAUUGGCAAGUACUGUUUUGUUUGUUGUGCUUGUGUCAUGUCGCAAAAGGACAGAUCCGAUAUUCUAUUCCGGAGGAGAUGAAGAAAGGCUCGCUAAUCGGUAACGUGGCACAAGACCUCGGGCUCGAUUUGAGAAGACUCCGGGAAGGUCGAGCUCGUAUCGUCAGUGGGGAAAGCCUGCAGUACACAGAGCUGAAAACAGACAAAGGAAUACUCGUUGUAAAUGAAAGAAUAGACCGAGAGCAGUUAUGCGGCGACAUCACGCCAUGCAGCAUCAGCUUCGAAAUCAUUCUAGAGAAUCCGAUGGAACUACAUCCUGUACAAAUCUUAAUCCGGGACCAAAAUGACAACGCGCCUCAGAUUUUGUACCCAGUGCAAACUGGUGGUUCAGUGGUGGCAGAGAUUGUGCCUCGUUCAACUGAUGUGGGCUACCUCGUCACUAAAGUAGUAGCUGUUGAUGUGGACUCUGGACAGAAUGCCUGGCUCUCAUAUAAACUGCUAAAAGCAACAGACAGGGCGCUCUUUGAAGUGGGCGCUCAGAAUGGAGAAAUAAGAACUAUCAGACAAGUCACCGAUAAAGAUCCCGUUAAACAGAAGCUCACUGUUGUAGUGGAGGACAACGGGCAGCCAGCACGUUCAGCUUCAGUCAAUGUGAAUGUGGCGUUGGCCGACAGCUUUCCUGAAGUGCUCUCGGAGUUCACUGAUUUUCAUCAGGACAAAGAAUACAACGACAACCUGACUUUUUAUCUAGUCUUAGCCUUGGCUGUGGUUUCAUUCCUUUUUAUAACGUCUAUUGUGGCUAUUAUAUCGGUGAAAGUGUAUAGAUGGAGGCAGUCACGGACGUGCUAUCAGUCCAGUCUCCCGGUCAUUCCAUACUAUCCACCUCGUUACGCAGACGGCACAGGAACUCUCCAAAACGUGUACAAUUAUGACGUAUACAGGACCACUGAUUCUAGAAAAAGUGAUUUUAAGUUCAGCAGACCCGAUAGUCAAAAUGUGUUGAUAAUGGACCCCAAUGCUACUGCAACUAUGCAGCGGAUUUACAGCGAGAAAAACAUCCUGGAUGAGCCCGAUUCACCAGAGGAGUCUUCAUUCUUUAUGCGUCUCUAA